AUGUAUGAAGUGGAUGCGACAUGUCGUUAUCUACAGCAUAUUGAUUACUUUAAACGAGAAUCUUCGCCUCAAUCUCGAUGUCGAUAUAACUAUAAACUAUGUGAAGUUACACCGAACUCUGUUUAUCACACACUCCACCGACUGAACAGAGCUACACGGAACAAGCCAAGCCCGAAGGAGGGAGCUCCACAACAGAGAGCAUCAAUGGCGGAGGAGGUGAUUCUGCUGGACACAUGGGUGAGCCCGUUCGGGAUGCGGGCCAGGAUCGCUCUAGCCGAAAAGGGGAUCAAGCACGAGCACAGGGAAGAAGAUUUGGGGAACAAGAGCGAUACGCUCCUGAAGAUGAACCCGAUUCACAAGACGAUCCCGGUUCUGAUUCACAACGGGAAGCCCGUCUGCGAGUCUAACAACAUCGUUCAGUACCUGGACGAGGUUUGGCACGAUAAGUCCCCAUUGUUGCCCUCGGAUCCUUACCUCAAAGCUCAAGCUAGGUUCUGGGCUGAUUUCGUCGAUAGGAAGGUCUUCGAUGCAGGGCGGAAGGUAUGGGUGACGAAAGGGGAAGAGCAGAAAUCCUUGAUGGAGGAGUUCAUAGGGCACCUGAAGACACUGGAAGCUGAGCUUGGCGACGAGCCCUACUUCGGAGGAGAGAAGAUGGGCUAUGUGGAUGUGACAAUGGUGCCAAUCUACUCAUGGUUCCAUGCCUAUGAAGUGAGUGGCAACUUCAGCUUUGAAUCCCACUGCCCCAAGCUGGUGGCAUGGGCCGAGAGGUGCAUGCAGCACCACAGCGUGUCGAAAGCUCUACCCGACCCCGAGAAGGUCUACCAGUACGUUCUGCAGCUCAGAAAGAGGCUUGGGAUUGAGUAGUAACUGAAGAAGACUCUUAGAAGUCUGUUUUGGUCUGUAGGGAGCUUGUUCGUCUGUGUUCUUGAGUUGAGGCAGUAAAGGUAAGGAAGUCACAUUGAUGCUGUGUGUCUUUAGGGGGGGCACUUAAAUGUGGCACUCAUGAAUCUACCGCGUUCAGUGGUGUGGUAGUGUUGUAAUGUUAUAAAUAAAUAAAAACCAUUGCGCAGUGUAUUUCAUCCAGAACACUCCAGCUGAAUGAUCCUGGAAAUUAGGUCCUUCUUAAUGUAUUUCAUCCCUCUGAUUUCUAGAAUGCAU
Linum tenue is the source of this 1158-nucleotide messenger RNA. NCBI's taxonomy places the organism in Eukaryota, Viridiplantae, Streptophyta, Magnoliopsida, Malpighiales, Linaceae. The record is from the annotation of a GenBank genome assembly.